CUUUGACAAUUUCGAAAUCAACAAAGAUUUGUGUGCAGGUGAAAACGUCAUGUUUUAAUCAAUAAAAAAGAGUAAAGUUGAAUAAUUUCAUUAUAUCUCGUGAAAAAUAGAAAAAUAUUUAAUUAUUCUGUGUCCUUAGAAGCAGAUCUACCAUAUAUGACUUUUUUGUGUUAACAAUUUGUUCCCAAGUACCUACAUAAAAUGGAUCCAAAGGAUGUGGUAGAACAUUUAGUUGCAUUGAAAGUAAUGCGGUUGACAAAACCUGCUUUAAUAAGUCCAAAAAUAGUAACUUGUGAUUCCAAAGAUUUGCCUGGAAAUAUUUUGAACAACUACCUUAAAGAUGAUGCUACUUCAGUCACUCAGAUGGAAACCCUUGCAGCUGGUCAGUUCUUAUUACUCCCACAAAGCUUUGGGAAUAUAUAUCUAGGUGAAACAUUUUCAUGUUACGUUUGCGUUCAUAAUGAAACUAACAAUCCUGUUCAAAGUGUUUCCAUCAAAGCUGAUUUACAGACAAACUCACAGAGGAUAUUGUUAACAACACAGCAGAACCUGUCACCUACAAUGCUGGAUGUAGAUGAAACACUCAGUGAUGUGAUACACCAUGAAGUUAAGGACCUUGGCACACACAUUCUUGUCUGUGAAGUGACAUACAUGUCUAACUACAACACACUUGCUUCAUUCAGAAAGUUCUUCAAGUUCGAAGUAAUGAAACCAUUGGAUGUGAAAACUAAAUUUUACAAUGCUGAGUCUGAUGAUGUCUAUCUUGAAGCUCAAGUGCAAAACAUAACUUCUGGUCCUAUCAUAUUAGAGCAGGUUUCUUUGGAGAGCUCUCAACAAUUUAAUGUGAAAUCUUUGAAUGAAGUUAACGAUGGAAUGUCCGUGUUUGGUGAUGUAACUUUACUUCAGCCUCAAGAGAGCUGUCAGUACCUAUACUGUUUGACUCCAAGAGAGAACAUUUCAAAAGAAAUUAAGCUACUGGCAGCUGCUAAAAAUAUUGGAAAGCUUGAUAUUGUGUGGAGAUCCAAUUUAGGUGAAAAGGGGCGGUUACAGACAAGUCAGUUACAGAGAAUGACACCUGAUUAUGGAGAUAUCCGACUCACAUUUGAAAAGUUACCAAGUAAAGUUUCUGUGGAGGAGCCUUUCGAUUUUCAAUGUAAAAUUGUGAAUGCUAGUGAAAGAACAAUAGAUUUAAUUUUGAAGUUGAGAUCUCUACAAGAUUCAAGCCUACUCUGGUGUGGCAUUUCAAACAAGAAGCUGGGGCCACUGGAACCUGGACAGUCUUUAUACAUUAACCUCACAGCUCUACCAAUUAAUACUGGGCUGUGUAAUAUAUCUGGAGUAUCUUUGAUAGAUUUAUUCCUUAAGAGAACCUAUGAUUAUGAUGAUUUAGCUUCUGUAUUUGUUUAUUAA
This is a messenger RNA of Spodoptera littoralis (African cotton leafworm), 1410 nucleotides long. NCBI's taxonomy places the organism in Eukaryota, Metazoa, Arthropoda, Insecta, Lepidoptera, Noctuidae. The record is from the annotation of a GenBank genome assembly.